Pseudocercospora fijiensis CIRAD86 is the source of this 2361-nucleotide messenger RNA. RefSeq lists its product as uncharacterized. The transcript has 2 exons. Gene Ontology annotation, molecular function: ribosome binding; ubiquitin protein ligase activity. Gene Ontology annotation, biological process: protein ubiquitination; rescue of stalled cytosolic ribosome. The coding region runs from base 1 to 2361 and encodes 786 amino acids. Lineage: Eukaryota; Fungi; Ascomycota; Dothideomycetes; Mycosphaerellales; Mycosphaerellaceae. The record is from RefSeq and is a predicted model, not a curated record.
AUGGCGACAGCAACAUCGACAGCUCCAACCGCAGACGGCGCGGGAGAAAAUCAGCCCAGAGGCGGACAUCGAGGUAGAGGGAGAGGGAGAGGGCAGAGAAGUGGUGAACGAGGCAGAGGUCGUGGAGGUCGAGUUCGAGGUCGUGGCAGAGGAGGACGCGGCGGAAGAGGAAAUCGAGACAGAGCGGCCAGCAACUCGCAGCAGGACUCAGCCGCGCUACAGCCACCACCCCAGCCCGGCGGAAACGGCGUCUUUGGUGCUCGCCUGACCAAAGACGCCGAGGAAAAGAAUACCCAACAAGGCGAGAAGAAUGAGGGUGCGGAUGUUGCUGGGGAUGAUGUUGAGGCCGAGGUCUGCUUCAUCUGCGCUUCUUCAGUCGCACAUCAAAGUGUGGCUCCAUGUAACCACCGCACCUGCCACAUCUGUGCUCUGAGACUGCGAGCAUUGUACAAGACGAAAGCGUGCGCGCAUUGCAGAACCGAGGCCGCGACUGUGAUAUUUACCGAUGACCCAGAGAAGAGAUAUGAGGAUUACGAUGCCAGCAAGGACUUCUUUCGGGAAGACAAGAACUUGGGAAUAUGCUAUGAGAAGCCGGAGAUCUUCGAGGAUACUGUCAUUCUGCUUCGGUACAACUGUCCCGAGGAUGACUGCGAUAGCGCUUGCUUGGGCUGGCCCGACCUGCACCGGCAUGUAAGAAGUGUGCACUCGAAAUGGAUGUGCGACCUAUGCACGCGAAACAAGAAAGUCUUCACACACGAGCAUGAGCUGUUUACGAAACAGGAAUUGCAGCGACAUGAGAAGUUCGGGGACGACAAGCCCGGUGCCAUCAACCAGAGUGGUUUCAAGGGACAUCCGGAGUGCGGAUUCUGUCGUCAACGAUUCUACGGCGACGAUGAACUGUUUGCGCAUUGCAGAGACCGACAUGAGAGAUGUCAUUUGUGCGACAGGCGUACGGGAGGAAACAACCCACAGUACUAUUUGAAUUACGAAGCCUUGGAGCAGCAUUUUGGGAAAGAACAUUAUCCGUGUUUGGAUUCUGAAUGCUUGGAAAAGAAAUUUGUGGUGUUUGACUCGGAGAUGGAUCUCAAGGCUCAUCAGCUGGAGAAUCAUCCAAAUGGUUUGUCAAAGGAUGCCCGACGUGAUGCACGACGAGUUGACAUUUCCGCAUUCAACUAUCGGCCACAGUACGAGGAACCACGACGGGGCGGGAGACGAGGUGGUCGAGGUCGCGAUCCGAACGCCGAGCCCACGCCUGCAUCUUCUGGUGGGCACAUGAGUCGUGCUGAGCUUGCCCACCAGCGAGAGCGUGAAAUCCAUUCUGCCCAAUCUGUGACUGCAAGAUCCUUUGGUGGCUCGCUAUCGCAGCCGGACCCUACUCCAGCGCAGGUGCAGCGUCCAGCACCGAGUCCCAGGCCUGCAAACGCCCAGCCUGUAGCACCGCCUACUGCACCGCAAUCGCCUAGGCCUGCCCCCGCCUUGACGCCAGCAGAUCAAGCAAGACAGCUACGACAUAACGCUGUUACUGAGCGAGCCUCGAAUCUCCUGCGCAACGAUAAGGUCAAACUCGAUGAGUUCCGCGAACGAAUAUCAUCUUACACGAAAGGCGCAAUCAGUGCUGGAGACUUGAUCGAUGCUUUCUUCGCUCUCUUCGACACAGCAUCAGAUCAAUUAGGCAAGCUCAUCAAAGAACUUGCUGACAUCUUCGAGAUACCCGCAAAGCGAGAAGGCCUCCUCAAGGCUUGGUCGGACUGGAAGGCAAUCAACGAAGAUUACCCAUCUUUACCAGCUCCGGCAGGCGCUAAUGCUACAGCUGCCGGCGUACUUGGUUCUGGCCUCGGCAGCUCUCGUGUGUUGAAGCUCAAGAGCUCAACUGCACAGAGCUCGCGAUCCGGAGUUGCAAGACGAUACAAUUCGGCUGCAGCCUCAAAUUCUGCGAAUCAAUUCCCAUCGCUGCCUCCACGCCACGGUGGUCCCGCGCCUAAAGGUCCCGCACCACUCGCGCCAACUCCCAGCUGGCUUGCCGCACAUCCACCUACAUCUACACCUACAUCGCUUUCUAUCACACCCUCUGGAUCUGCUCGAGCCUCGCCAGCGCCCAGCAGAGCUCAAUCUACUGCCAACUUGAGCGGAGCGAAUGCGUUCCCUGCAUUGCCUGUAGCGAAGAAGCCAACCAGCACAGUCUUCAGUCCCGGCUACACUGGAAGAGGAGUCAUUAGAGCUGACUCCAACUACACCGGUGCCAAUGCCUGGACUCCCGGUGGCGCUGCAAAUGGAAGCGGUCCAACAGGUCCUCCGCCAGAGGAUGAGAAUGUUACACGGAAAGGCAAGAAGGGCAAGCAGAUUGUCUUCAAAUGGGGCUGA